Messenger RNA from Rotaria sordida, 1911 nucleotides. The record is from the annotation of a GenBank genome assembly. NCBI's taxonomy places the organism in Eukaryota, Metazoa, Rotifera, Eurotatoria, Philodinida, Philodinidae.
AUGGGCGAGUACUCGAAAGCACUUCCAUUGCAUGAAAGAGCACUUGAAAUCCGAAAAAUAGCUCUCACUCCGAAUCAUCCCGACUUGGCUCAAUCUUACAAUAACAUCGCUUCGGCAUAUAAUAGUACGGGCGAGUACUCGAAAGCGCUUUCAUCGCACGAACGAUCACUUGAAAUAAAAAAAAUAGCUCUCCCUCCGAAUCAUCCUUCCUUGGCUACUUCCUACAACAACAUCGGUUCGGUAUAUUGUAGUAUGGGCGAGUACUCGAAAGCACUUACAUACUACGAAAAAGAUCUGGAGAUCAAUCUGAAAGCUCUCCCUCCGAAUCAUCCCGACUUGGCUACUUCCUACAACAACAUCGGUUCGGCGUAUGAUAGCAUGGGCAAGUACUCGAAAGCACUUUCAUAUUAUGAAAAAGCGCAUGAAAUCGAUCGAACAACUCUGCCACCAAAUCAUCCACAUAUUGCACACUCGAAAAGAAACAUUGAAAAUUAUCUUGAGCGACGCUUCUCACUCUCAGUUCGUAUUAUGGUGACAUGUACUUUUAUUCUUGGCACAAUUCUAUAUAUGGGUGUUAUUCUCUAUGGACCGAGCUUGGCAUUGAGUCAAAUGACUGGGUUAAACAUUUGGCUUGCAGUUGGUUCAUGUGGAUUGGUUUGUACAAUUUAUACAAGUAUUGGUGGAAUUAAAGCUGUGAUUUGGACUGAUGUUGUACAAGCUGUCAUGAUGUAUCUUGGCCUUAUUGUGUCGAUUGUUUUUGGCAUCAUCGAUGUCGGCGGAAUCGCAAAAGCGGUUGAAACAGUGUCUAGCGGAAAUCGAUUUCAAUUCCGGGUUGAUACUCUAGAUCCAUCUGUUCGUUACACUUUCUGGAGUGUGCUGAUUGGUUUCACAGUUUUUGACAUAGGCAUAUAUGGAUGCACACAGACUCAAGCACAAAGAUACAUGUGUGUCAAAGAUACAAAGACAGCAAAAAGAGUUGUUUGGAUUAAUUAUGCAAUGAAUGUAGUGCUGCAAAUUCUAUUAGCAUGCGUUGGUUGUGUUAUCUAUGCAAAGUAUAGCCAAUGCGAUCCAAUUAAAGCUAAACUGAUUUCGAGAUCAGAUCAAUUGUAUCCUUUGUUUGUUAUACAAACAUUGGGACGAUUUCCUGGUUUCACUGGUAUUUUCAUAGCUAGUAUUUUGAGUGCAUCGUUAAGUACAAUUUCGAGUGGAGUCAAUAGUAUAGCAACAGUCAUUGUCGAAGAUAUCUAUAAACGAAUAUCAAUCGCACGCCCAAUGUCAAACGAACGCCAAGCGACGGUAUCUAAGGUCUUGUCGAUCGGAUUGGGUCUUUUCACCAUAUUUCUCGCAUUCAUCGUGUCUUAUAUGAAAACCAACAUCAUUACAAUAGUUUUACAAAUCUUCGGUGCCUUUACAGCUCCCAUCCUUGGUGUCUAUUUACUUGGAUUCUUUACAGCACGUGUUCAAAGUCGAAGUGCUCUUGUUGCUUUUACUCUCUGCCUGACAUUUCAAAUUUGGAUUGCUGUUGGAAGUACUGUCACUGUAAAACCGCCUAAUAAGCAAGGUGGAUUAUUGCCCACUUCAGUUGUUGGAUGUAUGCAAUCAGUGAACACCAGUUUUCCGAUGUCAAAAAAUCGGAACUACAAUCCAUUGAUACCACUCUACUCCAUAGCACCUACGUGGUUUGUUUUUAAUGGUGCCAUUAUCACUCUACUCCUUGGACUAAUCUUUAGCUUCGUUUGUGAUUCAAAAUAUCCAAAAAUAGUAGAUAAAUCAUUGGUAAUAACUCGAGAUGACAUAUUCUCGUGUUGUUCAUCAAGAAAAGAAGUUAUGAAACUAACAAUAGCACAGAAAUAUAAUGGAAUUUCAACGGAUAAUACAAUGAUCGAAAAGGAAUCCAUGCUUAAGACUUGA